AUGACCCCAGUUUUCAGCCCAGUAAAUGGCAUCAUCAAUCGCCUGGCGGAAGGAAAAAGGGUGCAUCCCAAAGAGAGUAUGCGCCAUGAAUCGCUACGUCUAUGCACGUUCCGUACUUACCCAACAUAUGGGAAACCUUCAUGUAUAAAACUUGCCAAGGCUGGGUUUUAUUAUGCCAGUCAAGGCGAUGAAGUUAUAUGCUAUUGCUGCGCCAAACGCAUCAGUAACUGGAACGAAAAGGACGAUCCUAUGCGCGCACACAGACUGGUAUCACCUAGCUGUCCUUUCUUGAUAGGAAAUUCCGAGGUCAACGAACCAGUCACAAACGAUAGCAUCGAAAGUUCUAACCCACGACUGAACCGGAUACUGCAAUCACUGGAUACAUCAGACGAGCAAUCCGAUAGAGAAGAAAGAAAUAGCGGUCCAGCAGCAAAUGAAGAAUUUUCUCCGUUAUGUUCGUCUAAUUUAAACUCAGCUCAGAAUGGUGCAAAGCUUGUUAUCGAGACCAAGAACCUGCUGGAGGAAAACCACGGGCCAUUGAUGACCGAGGAAAAUUAG
This is a messenger RNA of Dreissena polymorpha, 558 nucleotides long. Its product is annotated as baculoviral IAP repeat-containing protein 2-like. Lineage: Eukaryota; Metazoa; Mollusca; Bivalvia; Myida; Dreissenidae. The transcript is spliced from 2 exons. Bases 1 to 558 code for a protein of 185 amino acids. Gene Ontology annotation, cellular component: nucleus; cytoplasm. The record is from RefSeq and is a predicted model, not a curated record.